Purpureocillium takamizusanense is the source of this 1842-nucleotide messenger RNA. RefSeq lists its product as uncharacterized. The record is from RefSeq and is a predicted model, not a curated record. NCBI's taxonomy places the organism in Eukaryota, Fungi, Ascomycota, Sordariomycetes, Hypocreales, Ophiocordycipitaceae. The transcript has 2 exons. Bases 24 to 623 code for a protein of 199 amino acids.
CAUUGAGCGUGAUCUUGCUUGCCAUGGCCAGAGCAGCAGCCCCCCACAUAUGGAUCAAUGGCUUCCCCGGCGUGGGCAAGCUCGCCGUCGCCAGGGAGCUCCAGCGCCUGAUGCCGGGAUCCGUCCUCAUCGACAACCACCAGCUCAUCGACGUCGUGGACCUCCCUCGCGAUCACCCCGACUACACCGCCCAGCGGGAACGCGUGCGGCUCGAGGCGUUUGACAAGUGGGUGCAUCCGCAGACGGACAGUCAAAGCGCCUGCGGAGAUAUCGCUGAGCAACUACGCCAGACCGUUAUAUUCACCGACUGCCUGUCUGACGACGCCAUCGGGGUCGCGUGGGCUCAAGGUCACCAAGCCGCCGCGAACAAGGCCGGCCGUCCAUUUCUCCCCAUUUACCUCAUUUGCUCGCGCGACGAGAAUCUCAAGCGUGUCGUCAACCCUGAGCGUACACGGGGCGGCCGAAAGAAGCUCGUCGACAUAGACAUCAUGACUCGCUUCCUAGACAAACUCUCCAUCUACAGAUUUCCGGCGCUCGGCGUCGAGAUCAACACCACCAGCUUGGAGCCGCCGGCCGCUGCCAGGGAAAUUGUCCGCGCUUUGGAGGAACGCGUUCAGCGAUGACAGCCUCACGGAGAUCUACAGAUGAUAUGACAUGAAAGGCUUCACAUGCAAUUUCAUGUAGCCGUCCUUCUUCUGAUCAGGCUUGGCUACUGGAUAUACCCGGCAUCGCGAAACGCCCGCUGCAGAAUCUCCCGAAUGACCGGCUCCUUGCGCAGGUUAUACGCCGCGAGCCUCUCGCCCGCCGCGACCGCCUCCCCGGCCGCCCGCCGCUUCUCGCGCGCAUACAAGUCCCUGUCCUCGGGGCUCUUGGCCAGCCAGUCGCGGAAGACGCGGUGGCGCACCACCUCCGGGCAGUCGGGCCCGAAGACGUGCAGGUUGGCCUGCGGGUCGUAGCAGCUGAAGAAGCGGUGCUGGUGCCAAGCGGGCUCGCGCGUGCGAAAGUGCCACCCGGCGGCCUCGAGCGCCGGCACGUAGGCGUCCUCGUCGGCCGGGUCGGGCACCUCGACGUCGAUGUCGACGACGUCCUUGGCGGGGAGGCCCGGCACCGACGUGGAGCCCGCGUGCGCGAUGUGCAGGAUCGUGGACGGCGGGAGGGCCGCCUCGAUGCGCGCCUUGAGGAGCUCGUAGCGCUGCGGCCAGGAGGGGUCCGGCUCGACAAUCUCAAUGUUAUUGGGCACCUUGCGGGCGGACACCUUUUCGAUGCCGUCGGGGCUCCAGUCGUGGUGCGUGAUGAUGGCGUUGACGGAGGGUGCCAUGGCGAGUGUCUUUGUGCGCAGAGGAUGAGGCAACACAACAGGGGGAAAGCAAUCGCAAUAUGGGGCACUACACGUUCUUGAUUCUAUUCUUCGUCAAUACUUUUUAAGCAUGCUACGUGACUUGAACGCGUCCUCUCGCUCAACCGCCACGCUGUACUCGGUCAAUCGGCAAUGACUCACACGGCGCACACGUCUCACCUUACUUAUCCUACUUGCGGAAAAUGGAGUCGCGCGGGAAAGGAAAACAGUAAUAAGGGACAAGACGGAGACUAAGUUACUUCGUACGCGACGGGGAAAUCAGGGCAAACAAGCCGUUGUCAACUUUGACCCCCGUUUGCGCAGCGAUGCUUCUUCGGCGAGCCCUUUGGGGAAUAGUGUCAGCGGAAAGGAAUGGCGGCACAGGAGUUCACCGUGACCCAAAACGACCAACAGAAACGACGAGUACGUAGGUGCAAGCGGCUCUUUCUAUUCGCGAGAGUCGGCGAUGGAAAUGUUUCUCGUCGCUGGCAAAACUGUCAUGGGUG